Necator americanus (New World hookworm) is the source of this 1338-nucleotide messenger RNA. RefSeq lists its product as uncharacterized. Gene Ontology annotation, biological process: signal transduction; regulation of membrane potential; chemical synaptic transmission. The record is from RefSeq and is a predicted model, not a curated record. The transcript is spliced from 13 exons. NCBI's taxonomy places the organism in Eukaryota, Metazoa, Nematoda, Chromadorea, Rhabditida, Ancylostomatidae. Gene Ontology annotation, cellular component: neuron projection; synapse; plasma membrane. The coding region runs from base 1 to 1338 and encodes 445 amino acids. Gene Ontology annotation, molecular function: transmembrane signaling receptor activity; transmitter-gated monoatomic ion channel activity involved in regulation of postsynaptic membrane potential; excitatory extracellular ligand-gated monoatomic ion channel activity.
AUGUCCACUUUCGUACUUCUCAUCGCUCUUUCAUCGACAUUAGCCCUAGCUCGACCUGAUUCUAUUGAUGAUGUCAGGAAGAUUAUCGCCAAAGGACCUUAUUAUAAUCGCAACGCCUACCCUAAUCAGGAUUUGGACAAACCAACGACAGUCUACAUCCAAAUGUACAUCGAAGGAAUGUCAUCAUUUCGGGCACAAACGAUGGAUUUCCAAGUAGACAUCUAUUUUCAAGAGAAAUGGAUCGAUAAACGUUUGGCGCACAACAAUACCAAGAGGAUUCUGCUCAAGGAUCCGCACCUGUUCAAAUUAAUUUGGCACCCUGAUAUAUACUUUGCGAACGCACGAACCGCAGAGUUUCAUGACGUAACGCAACCGAACUUCCUCGUUUGGAUAUACCCUAAUGGAACGGUGUGGUACGAUUGCCGGAUUUCGUUGACGGUGUUGUGUAUGCAGAAUUUGGCACGAUAUCCGCUGGAUUCUCAAAGUUGUGCGUUGAGGAUACUGAGCUAUGCUUACGACACAGACGAGAUAGUGAUCAAAUGGAAUGGACCAGAUCCAAUAGACGUGAAUCCAGAGAUUCGAAUGCCUGACAUGCGCUUGCGUUCCAUACAUCCCUCAAUUCGAAACGACACUUACGCAACAGGGAUUUGGUCUUGCGCUUUGGCAGAUUUCCACGUUGAUCGCGAGAUUAUGCAUCACAUCAUACAGUCUUACCUUCCUACUGCACUUAUUGUCGUUAUUUCGUGGUUUUCAUUCUGGUUAGACGUUGAAGCCGUUCCAGGACGUGUUUCCUUAUCGAUAACGACUUUGUUAACUCUGGCAACACAGAGUAGUGCCGCUAGAAUGGCUCUACCACAGGCCUCCUAUGUGAAAGCUAUCGACGUCUGGAUGGGCGCAUGCAUGACAUUUGUUUUUUCCGCAAUGAUUGAAUUCACCGUGGUGAACUACUGUACACGUCGGAAAUCUCGAAAACAAGAAAAAACGAAAGGACUUUCAGAACAAGUACAUAACUUAGUAGCUCAAUAUAAGGAGAAAAAAGGGUAUCAGAAUGGUGUGUGCUAUGAAGUAUCGCUGUGUGACAAUGAAAAUUCACAAGAAAACUAUGAGAAGAAGCAAUUACGUGAAAUGAAUCAAACACCUGUGUUGAUGAGACAGAACUUCUUAUCAAAUAGGAAACGAAAAGCCAUUGAAGAGCGGAUGAAUCGAGUGGAGGAAAACCGCAAAUAUGCCCAAUCGAUUGAUAGACGAAGUCGAGUAUACUUUCCGUUAGCGUUUAUCUCAUUCAACGUGAUCUACUGGAUCUACUACAUCAAAUAUGCCGUGGAUACGAUUGAAUAG